AUGGGAGGCAUAAAACGUAAAAUAAAGAUUGAGAAGAUCGAAAACAAAGAAGUAAAAUCGGUCUAUUUUACUAAACGACGUGACGGUCUCUUCAGCAAAGCUUCUCAGCUCUGUCUUAUCUCUCCGGCAACUCAAAUCGCAAUCUUAGCGACUCCUCUUUCUUCCAAUUCUCACGCUUCUUUCUACUCUUUUGGACAUUCCUCUGUUGAUCACGUUGUUUCUUCUUUUCUUUACGAUCAGUCUCCUCUUUCCACAAACCAAGAGAACAAGCAAGGGUCAGAAUUAGGGUUUUGGUGGGAAGACGAAGCCUUUGACAGAUCAGAGAAUUUAGAAGAGCUGAAAGAUGCUACUGAUGCGGUUUCGAGGAUGUUGAACAAUGUUAGGCUUCGUUUAGAUGCUGUGAAGAGUAAUAAUCAAAGAGAUGGAGGUUUAGUGAUUGAUCAAAAGGAGGUUCCUCAGCUUCUUAACACCAAGACGAACUACAACGAAGAGACGACGAAUCAAAUUACUGAGUUUGAUGGAACUUUUGGUGAUAAAAUUUUGUCAGAAGAUGAGGAGGAUAUUCUGACUAUUGAUGAUUAUUUUACUGAUGUUAAGCUUGACCCGUUUUGA
Molecule: messenger RNA, 612 nt
Organism: Eutrema salsugineum
Lineage: Eukaryota; Viridiplantae; Streptophyta; Magnoliopsida; Brassicales; Brassicaceae
Product: agamous-like MADS-box protein AGL97
Exons: 1
Coding region: 1-612 (203 amino acids)
Biological process (GO): regulation of transcription by RNA polymerase II
Molecular function (GO): protein dimerization activity; RNA polymerase II cis-regulatory region sequence-specific DNA binding; DNA-binding transcription factor activity, RNA polymerase II-specific
Source: RefSeq, a predicted model, not a curated record